AUACUUUUGCUGCUUUUUGUGACGUCAUUGCAAGGCGCGAAUUCCCUGCUUCAAACUCAAAGUCACACUAGCGCAAAUAGUAAAUAUAAUUACACGCAAAGCUACCAUCAAAUAUUUAAGUUUGAAAGGUGCCCUUUCAGAACUACUUACCGGAAUAUGUUUUUCUCAAACGUCUUCGUGUGCAGCGACAAUGGAUACCAGCGCUUUCGACGCCGAUAACUCUGUUAGUUGCCGACUGUCCUCCGUCAUCCCUGAUAUCUGCAAGACUGAAGACUGCUGCCUGGGCAUCGACGAGGCAGGCAGGGGACCGGUGCUUGGUCCAAUGGUUUAUGGAAUAUGCUUCUGUCCUAUUUCAAAAAAGGAUGAUCUUAAGACCUUGAAAGUUGCAGAUUCCAAAACUCUGUCAGAGACAGAAAGGGAGAAUUUAUUCCAAAAACUGGACGAUUCCAAAGGUUUUGUGGGAUGGGCUCUGCGUAUUCUCUCUCCUAACACUAUCUCCACCAGUAUGUUACAGAGGACAAAAUGCAACCUUAACACCCUGUCACAUGACACAGCCAUUGGUUUAGUUCAGUUUGCGUUGGACAGUGGCGUACAGGUCAAAGAGGUGUUUGUAGACACAGUUGGGCCUGCCGAAAAGUAUGAGGAGAAGCUCUCCAAGCUUUUCCCAGGCAUUGAUAUCACAGUGAGGCCAAAAGCCGACUCCCUUUUCCCCAUUGUCAGUGCAGCCAGUAUCUGUGCGAAGGUGGCUAGAGAUCAUGUUGUGAAAAACUGGAACUUUGCUGAGGACCUAGGAGAUGUGGAUACUGAAUACGGUUCCGGAUACCCGAAUGAUCCAAAGACCAAAGCAUGGCUCCUGAAGUACUUGGACCCAGUGUUUGGCUACCCUCAGUUUGUGCGCUUUAGCUGGAGCACGGCCCAAACUUUAAUUGACAGCAAGGCUGUGACUGUCCACUGGGAUGAUGACGAGGAAGACGGUGAGAAGGCGGCGCAGCGGCUUGCCAACAGGUCCAUGCUGUCCUAUUUCAGUGCGCCAGGUGGCGUCAAUAAACAAACCCAGAAACACCGCUUCUUCUCAGAGCGGAAGUUGAAGAGUAUUGACACUCUAUGAGGACUGGCUGUGAGUUGUUUCUACACACAUAAGCAGCAGUGAAAGGACGCCGUUGUUGGAAAGUCUUUAUUUGUUCAAUUUAUACCUGUUUUACUUAUAGAAUGUAUUUUAUAAAAUAUAUCAAGGGCUGUUGUUUGAACAUGAGUGGGAGAAAAGGAUGAGUCAGGUUUUCAAAAGGUAUUUUAAUCCUGAUUGUGCUCUCUAGUCGAAGUAUGAAGAACCACAUUUGUUUUGCUAAAAACCUAGUUUCACAUGGCUGAAAUUCACAUUAGUGCACCAAUUAAAAGACAUGAAAAAUCCCUGAAAUCCCUUAUGUUGCAUGGUAUGGUGUGGUAUGAAAAUAGGUUGCCAAGACAUACAAUAAAAUUACAUGGUCGUGCACAAUAAGAGUUCAUUGUCGGAUACAUUGCUUCAGUUAGGGCCUAAACUGACCCAGCAAAUAGGAAGCAGGUUCAUAAUUUAAGGAAAUAUAGAUAAGCAUUUAUAGCCAGCUUCCGGCCUUUAUGUGUUACACACAUCACAUUAUUAUAUUUACAAGUGAACAUUAGGCAAAUUUUAAAGAUGAGUCAUGAAGACAUACGGUUCACUUCUUUGCUAGGUGUAAAGGCCUUGCGCUAGUCUUGAGAUGGAUGCCAAAAUUUGCAGAAAUCCCAUGCAGUUGCUCUUCUGAAGUGACAUCUGCUCUCAUGUCCACAGUAGCCAAAGGUAGACACCAUAUGUAUGAUCAUAACGCAUCAAAUCACAAACUUUACAAGUCACUGUCCACCUGCAGCCCACGGUCAGUUUUCUUUGGCCUUGUGCCUAGACUCCUGGAUCUUUUUCCCACAGUUCAUAGCCAGAGUGGACACUGCAAAGGAGGAAAGGAUGAUAAUGGAGCUCCCCACAAAAUGAGACGAAGCACCUCUGGUGGUCGCUCUCAAGGCUUUCUUGGAGAAUGAUUCCCGGUCGAAGGCUGCAGUGGCGGUCUGGGAAGAGGCUUCCAUGGCUGGGUCAACUUCACAAGCUUGUGUUAGACACCUGGUGCGAGGCAGGAGGACAACGCCUUGCUGGCUUUAAUGUGUUGAGUCCUGUCUGAUUCAUCUCCUGAUCCCUUCCUGUACGUCCUUUUAUAACCUUCUGUCCCACACAUCUCAACCCUCUUAAGAGGGCAGUUCUUCUCCUGCGUCAAUGGGAUUAAAAAUAGUUAGCAUGCCCAUUGAGGACUAAGGGGGCGAUCUAUUUCAGCUCAAGACUGUCUGCCCUAAUGCCAUUAGAUCAGCCUAUCAAUGUCCAACCCCGUAGCUAGUGGAGAUGUCAUAACCAGUAUGUUCAGCCAAUGGGAGGCCAGAUAUCAAUCACAAGGACAGGGUAUUUAUCAGUUUAUGUUCAUUGAGCAGAUACACAUUUUUACAGUGAGCAAAAUAUGUUGCUUCCCAUUUGUUUCAUACAAAAUUUUGCAAGAAUUUUCUAAAUCAGAAAUAUUGGAAAUGGAACAAAUUGUUUUGAUGCUUAUUUGGCGUGGUGCCGAAUGUGCAGUUGGAAGACUUAUUAUAUUAUGGCCUGCCCUUGACAACAAUGGAUGCCCAAUUGAUUUUAAUUGGACUCGCUGCGCAUGCUCAUGUUUCACUACCAUUGUGUUCGCUGUCAGACCUCCUAGUAAAAAUGGAUUGGACGUCUAGAGCUGUCAGUUACGGCCAAUGAGUGAACACUAUUGGACUGAGACGUGUAUAGUGUUUUCUUACAGUAAAAUAAGUAAAAUUUGUUGUUCAUGUUCUUCAUUUAACACUCACUCUGGCUUUCUUUGAAAAUCAAAGUCCUCUCACAUAAAGACAGCAGUUCCAAGUUUUUAGC
Messenger RNA from Corythoichthys intestinalis (scribbled pipefish), 2938 nucleotides. It is a transcript of the gene rnaseh2a, whose product is annotated as ribonuclease H2, subunit A. Gene Ontology annotation, biological process: mismatch repair; DNA replication, removal of RNA primer. Gene Ontology annotation, molecular function: RNA-DNA hybrid ribonuclease activity; RNA binding. The transcript has 9 exons. Bases 191 to 1108 code for a protein of 305 amino acids. Gene Ontology annotation, cellular component: ribonuclease H2 complex. The record is from RefSeq and is a predicted model, not a curated record. NCBI's taxonomy places the organism in Eukaryota, Metazoa, Chordata, Actinopteri, Syngnathiformes, Syngnathidae.